CUUCAUCAACACAGAAUUAGUAGAGAGAGAGAGAAUUAUAUACUCUUAAGAAAAUGGCAGCCAUAGUUCAAAUGCUUUCCACCCUCCUUCUCCUCUCACUUUGGUCCCUAGGUGAUGGGCUGAGCUUAAACUACUAUGAGAAAACAUGUCCCGGGUUCGAGUCAGCCAUAACCGAUGUCGUAAAAAAGGCGGCAGCGAAUGACAAGACUGUACCGGCGGCACUUCUCCGGAUGCAUUUUCAUGAUUGUUUCAUAAGAGGGUGCGAUGGUUCAGUGCUGUUGAAUUCAGUAGGACAGAACACUGCCGAGAAAGAUGGGCCUCCUAACAUUUCCUUGCAUGCAUUUUAUGUCAUCGAUGAUGCAAAGAAAGCAGUAGAAGCUCUGUGCCCUGGUAUCGUUUCUUGUGCUGAUGUAUUGGCUCUUGCUGCAAGGGAUGCUGUUGUCAUUUCUGGAGGUCCCACUUGGGAAGUACCCAAGGGAAGAAAAGAUGGUAGAGUUUCUAAGGCCACUGAAACCAGACAACUACCAGCUCCCACGUUCAACAUAUCUCAAUUGCAGCAAAGCUUCUCUCAGAGAGGUUUAUCCAUGGCCGACCUGGUGGCUCUCUCAGGAGGUCAUACCCUGGGAUUCGCUCACUGUUCAUCGUUCCAGAACAGAAUCCAUAAAUUCGACGCCAGUCAUGAUAUAGACCCUUCAUUGGCGCCGGGGUUUGCCUCCAACCUGAGAAGCAUCUGUCCUCUGGGAAACACAGCAAAGAAUGCAGGUUCAUCCAUGGAUACUAGUCCCACUACCUUUGAUAACACAUAUUUCAAGCUAUUACUACAGGGAAAGAGCUUGUUCUCUUCGGAUCAAUCCCUGCUGACUACCUCAGGGACCAAAGGGCUUGUUUCCGAAUUUUCUACCUCCAAAGAGGCCUUCAAUGAAGCUUUUGUGAAGUCCAUGAUCAAGAUGAGCAGCCUCACCGGUGGACAAGAGGUUAGAUUGGACUGCAGAAAGGUUAAUUAAUUAGCUCAGUUUGAAACUUUUUUUAGGGGAGAAGCUAGAAAAUGGCAUAGUGGUGUAUGUUUCUUAAUUUCUUAUAUUAUUGAGUUGAGGCUGUGUAGAGGAAUCAAAUAAGUAGUUUCAAGUGUAUGUCUUGUUGAAUCAAAAGUGUUAGUAGACAUAGCUCAUAGAAUGUCCGAUAGAGUUGCCAAAAGGAAUCUAUUCUCUCUCUCUCUCUCUCUC
Molecule: messenger RNA, 1223 nt
Organism: Macadamia integrifolia
Lineage: Eukaryota; Viridiplantae; Streptophyta; Magnoliopsida; Proteales; Proteaceae
Product: peroxidase 64
Exons: 4
Coding region: 54-1004 (316 amino acids)
Biological process (GO): hydrogen peroxide catabolic process; response to oxidative stress
Cellular component (GO): plasmodesma; plant-type cell wall
Molecular function (GO): heme binding; peroxidase activity
Source: RefSeq, a predicted model, not a curated record